GGCUCACAACAAAUGCAUGUAGCUUGCCACUCACAUCAACGUGUCAAUGACUCAAUAGCUACGUCUGUGAGUCCCUGCAUCACGCUUAGUUCCAAGCAUUUACUUCAUGUUCGAGUCACUCUGAGCUUGCAAGCUCUGGAGAUGACAUUGAAUGAACCGACUGCUAGGUGGAUUGUGCCUCUGAGCGAUGGCAAUCAUGUCGUUGAGUUUGAGCAUGGAACUGCUACGGGUAGAAGGGUUGUGAAGAUCGAUGGGAAGACACUGGUCAACAGGGAGUGGAUGUUUCGGCUCGUUGGGGAUGAGGUUGUCAUGUUCGGGGACACAAAGUUCGUUAUUCGAGUCGAUCCCAUACCAAGUCUCAGGUACUCGUACACUCUCUGGGUGAAUGGAAAGAGCUUCAAGAACUUUGUGCAGUCGCAGUCGAAGGUUCUCGAGUCUUGGGUGACGAAAAUUGGGGAGAAUAAGUACAGGAUUGUAUUAGAUAAAACUACACAGGCGGUAUGGGUCAAUGGCGAGCAAAUCGAUGUGGAGAACGAAUUCAUCGAUGGCGGAGCUGAAAUGCUGUUUCUCCUCGGAGGCUCGCCAGCGGUCAUUCGUUCCUGCAGUUCAGAACAAAAGGGCGCUGGGAUAAAGUACAUAUUGUACGUUGACGGCAUCGAAAUUACCGAACAAAACUUGCUGUCACCGACAGAAUAGAAAUAUUUACUGAUCACUCACAUGUGCCUUCAGUGCCUUAUUAUACGGUUGUUGAUUUAAAUGUGCCACUUAUUUAUUUUGUAUUCACUUGAACGACGAGGGCUGAUGAACGAUUGUAAUUAAUUUAGUGGAGGUGAAAAAUAAAAAAUAUAAGGAAA
Messenger RNA from Diachasma alloeum, 854 nucleotides. Its product is annotated as fas apoptotic inhibitory molecule 1. The record is from RefSeq and is a predicted model, not a curated record. The transcript is spliced from 5 exons. The coding region runs from base 13 to 696 and encodes 227 amino acids. Gene Ontology annotation, biological process: positive regulation of neurogenesis; negative regulation of extrinsic apoptotic signaling pathway via death domain receptors; canonical NF-kappaB signal transduction. Lineage: Eukaryota; Metazoa; Arthropoda; Insecta; Hymenoptera; Braconidae.